Daldinia loculata is the source of this 1378-nucleotide messenger RNA. Its product is annotated as FAD dependent oxidoreductase. The transcript has 3 exons. NCBI's taxonomy places the organism in Eukaryota, Fungi, Ascomycota, Sordariomycetes, Xylariales, Hypoxylaceae. The record is from RefSeq and is a predicted model, not a curated record. Gene Ontology annotation, molecular function: FAD binding; D-amino-acid oxidase activity. The coding region runs from base 132 to 1208 and encodes 358 amino acids.
UUAAUACCGCCUUAGUUUCGGUAGGAGGUAGUUAAGUAUUAAGGAAACAGCCUUAUUAUUACGCCCGGGCCAUUCCAUAGAAAAAAAACACACUUACCUCCAUUAAGCUGCCAAGACGCAUCUCUCUCACGAUGCCGCAUAUAGUGGUACUGGGCGCCGGUGUCAUCGGCUUAAGCUCCGCUCUACGAAUCCAGGCCGAAGGACAUGCCGUGACCAUCGUGGCGCGGGACUUUCCCUCCGGAUCCGAGACUAUUGACGCACAAAGCCAGAUUAACUACACUUCGCCAUGGGGAGGGGCGCACAACAGACUUGUACCCCCCACCAACCCCGCCGAGGAGCGGGAGCAUGCCAUGAGCCUCCAGACUUUCGACCACAUGCGUGCCGUACAAGCACGCCACCCUGAGGCCGGCAUCACUUUCAUGAAAGGGAUUGAGUAUCUCGAAGCACCUAAUGAGGCAUACCGUGCGCUUACUGAAGAGAGAGCGCGCACGCAGUUAGGUAUGGAGGGAUUUAGGCAGCUAAAGAAAGGGGAGCUGCCAGAAGGUGUCGAAUGGGGAUGUGAGUACGACACGUGGUGCGUUAAUCCUAUGGUCUACUGUAGCUUCUUGCUGCGUAGGUUCGCGAUUCUUGGAGGUAAGGUCCUACGUAGAGAAGUAAGAGACCCGAGGGAGAUAUUCUCCUGGAAUCUUGAGGCGGGGCCGCUUGAUGUGCUAGUAAACGCUUCUGGGAUCGGGUUUGGCGACGAGAACCUGUUUAUUACGAGAGGCCAGACAUGUCUCGUCGCUAAUCCGUGCCCCGUGACCGUCACGCGGCAGAAUGCAGACGGCUCGUGGACAUUCUGCGUCCCGCGGAACUUUGACGGCGGCACCAUCAUCGGCGGCACGAAAGAGCCCAACAACUGGGAUCCCAAUCCGUCACUAGAGGUCCGCGAGGCCCUGCUGCAGAAAUUUGCCGCUACUUACCCGCAGAUCCUGGGCGGUGAAGGCAAGUUUACGGUUAUGAAGGAUAUUGUAGGUCGACGGCCGACUCGCAGGGGCGGUAUACGACUAGAGAAGGAGGAGGUAGGUGACGCACAGACCAUCAUUCAUGCAUAUGGUUUGGGCGGGCGAGGCUAUGAGCUGAGUUGGGGUGUUGCUGAUGGGGUAGCCCGGCUUCUGGCAGAACACUCGGGCUCUAGCACGCCAGGCAAAGGGGAAGCUAAACUUUGAUAUCUUCGUGGGACAAUUUGAAUAGUUAGUAUGAAAGUAAUGAAAUAGGAGAAGGAAGCCGUGGUAGAUUCUAGAAUCCAUUAGAAAUACAUAGUAUCGGAUGUUUGUUUGUGUAGCGGUGAGAGAGCGCAUAACUACCUAGAACAUAAUGAAGAGUAAAUUUGGCUCAU